Acanthamoeba castellanii str. Neff is the source of this 906-nucleotide messenger RNA. RefSeq lists its product as uncharacterized. Bases 1 to 906 code for a protein of 301 amino acids. NCBI's taxonomy places the organism in Eukaryota, Discosea, Longamoebia, Acanthamoebidae. The transcript has 2 exons. The record is from RefSeq and is a predicted model, not a curated record. Gene Ontology annotation, cellular component: nucleus. Gene Ontology annotation, biological process: site-specific DNA replication termination at RTS1 barrier; mitotic DNA replication termination.
AUGGGUUGUGAUGGAGGAUCGAUUCCGACACGGUGCGAGCUGGUGAAGACCAAGAAGAAGCAGGAGCGGGCCGAUCCGAACGAGAUCACACGAGUAAAAUGGACUCUGUGCGCCCUCUCCAAGGAGCCGCUCACGCCCCCUAUCGUCGCCUGCCCCCAGGGCCAGCUGUUCAAUAAGGAGGCCGUGAUUACGCACCUCCUGCACAAGACUCUUCCCUCUGCCUUCUCCUACAUUAAGGGCAUGAAGGAUCUGCUCGAGCUGAACUGGGCUGAGAAUCCCGAGUGGGGCAAGGUCGAGGGCGCCGCGCGCUUUGCCUGCCCAGUGACCGCCAUCCAGGCCAACGGCCGCCACGGCGGCUUCGCUGCCCUGCGCGGAUGCGGGUGCGUCCUGUCUGAGCGCGCGCUGCGUGAGGUGCCCUCCGCCGAGUGCCUGCAGUGCCGCAAGCCCUUCUCGAGCGAGACCGACGUGCUGCCGCUCAACCCGCCGCCCGAGCUCGCCGAGCAGCUGCUGCGCGAGUGGAAGGCACAGCAGCAGAGCCUGCGCAAGGCCAAGUCCCACACGAAGAAGAGCAGCAAGCGACGCGAGAAGGCCGCGGCCGAUGACGGAGCAGCCGAGAUGAAGGAGGAGCAGGGCAACGAUGGUGAUGACACACGCAAGAGGAAGCAGCCCGAACAAGGUCACAAGACCAAGGCCUCGGCAGACAAGAAGAGCAACAAGAAGAGCGAUGAGAAGGCCACGGCGGCAGCGGCAAAGAGGCCACGCGUGGCCGCCACGACUGCGGCGGCGGCGGCCAAGACCGCAGCAGCGACCGCCGCCGCCACGCAGAUGAGCAAGACGGUCUACGAGUCGAUCUUCCUGCCCAACGGACAGCGGCAGAAGCAGCCCACCUUCACCCACUACGGCUAA